GGAGGCUGGAUGAUUACUCGCGUAGCCCUCGCUAUGAGGCCGAUCGGGGUAGAGGUGACUCUCGAGGCCGGUGGGAGUCAGAUCAGGGCCGACGAGAUGGAUACAGGGACAACAGAUAUGAGAGAUGAGACCGGGAUGGAUAUAGGGACGGAAGAUAUGAGAGAACGGAUCGAGAUGGAUACAAAGGUGGCGGAUAUGAGACGGGAGAUCGAGACGGGGACCGACGAGAUGACUCGAGCGGACGGUAUGACCGCAGGGGAUACGCGAGAGAGCAGCGCGACGAUUCGCGGGGCCAGGGGUUCGAUCUCUAGGAGCGCAGACGACAGGCCAUCUACUCCCAGGAACUCAUGCGUCUACUGUAGAGGAGAUGAUCACAUCAAGAGAGACUGCCCGAAUCUCAAGCGAGCAAUAGAUGAGGGGCUUGUCGUGCUUGAUGACCGCAAGUACGUCAAGUGGGCAGACGAUCUGGGAGACGUAUCAAUGUUCCUCUCGAUGAAGGAGAAUGUAGAAGCAAGGAGAGAAAGGCCGAGUAAAGGAAAGGAGCCGGUUAGGAGCCAGAGCAUCAAAAUAACUUUCAAAGGAGAUAUGGCAACCGCACCCAUAAGGGUAACAGCUACCAAGUCGGUGAGAGGGUCUACAUCGAAAAAGACUGAUACGGAUUACGUGAUGGCGGAAAAGGAUGGACAACAGAUCGAUGGAGAGGAGGUUAUUCUUUCACCGCGAAAGCGGGAAGUGAAGAAGUUCUUGAUGAAGAGUUUGCUGGACGAGAUUGACAUAGUUGAGCCACUGAGGCGAGCCCUUCGACAGCCCAUGCAAUGCUCUAUUCUGGAGUACCUGGCGGCAUCGAAGCCAGCUCGCGAUGAGUUACAGAUGAUCACGCGGAAGACUCGCAUACCUCUAUCAGAGGAGGCUCAGGGGACCCCUAAGGCGGAUGCUCCUACUGUAGCAGUAACGGGGGUGACUGCUAGAGCGGAUCGCAUGGCGACAGUCCUUGAUGGGAUGGAAGGUGUCCCUCCAGACAAGUUUUACAUAUUUCGUAGUGGGGCUGUGGAGGCGAUCAUAAAUGAUGGAGCGGUACUAGAUGCUGUGAUCGAUAAUGGCAGUGAGGUUGUCAUUAUAGACAAGGAUCUGGCAGUGCAGGUUGGACUGGGCCUCGAUAGGUCAUACCUAUUCGAGAUAGAAACAGCUGAUGGGAGAAAGCAACAGAUCACCAGGGUUUGUCACAAGGCAACCAUAGAGGUCCAAGGGGUACGAGUGACCCUGCCUGUCUUUGCAGUCAAGAACUGCAGCUCCGAUCUGCUCUUGGGAUGAGCGUGGUUGAGCCACGUGCAUGCGGUGACGACAGAGUGACCGGACGGGAGCCAGACAUUGUCUAUAAAGAAGCUAGA
Messenger RNA from Chara braunii, 1388 nucleotides. The record is from the annotation of a GenBank genome assembly. NCBI's taxonomy places the organism in Eukaryota, Viridiplantae, Streptophyta, Charophyceae, Charales, Characeae.